Fusarium musae is the source of this 1167-nucleotide messenger RNA. RefSeq lists its product as uncharacterized. NCBI's taxonomy places the organism in Eukaryota, Fungi, Ascomycota, Sordariomycetes, Hypocreales, Nectriaceae. Gene Ontology annotation, molecular function: phosphatidylinositol binding. The record is from RefSeq and is a predicted model, not a curated record. The transcript has 2 exons. The coding region runs from base 1 to 1167 and encodes 388 amino acids.
AUGACUCUUUACUCUACAUCCAACAAGUCCAUUGAGGACGUUGAUCCUCUGAAGCAAGCUGGUCAACUUCCCUCUUACUCCAUCCAGCCUGAUAUCACAGAACACCAACAAUCUCAACCUCAAGAUCGAAAUGCUUCUUCUACAGCCAAGCCAACAGCCGGCGAGCGGUUUCACAAGAUCAGCUCCAAGGCUGGCUCGCCAUUGAACAAGGCUGCCAACUUGUUUGGUGCCGAGGGAUGGUGGCCUUCUACAAUGGACAAGGAAUGCAGCAAGGCCGCUCGAAUUCUUCACUCUUUCACCAGCCUCAACUCGUCUACAUCGCCUACAGAAAAAGGUCCCCUCCACCCUACCGGACUUACACGCAAGUCGAUGGUCAAAAUCCCCCCUUCUGUCCUCCGAAGCGCUGCUGGUCUAGCCAUCUUCAACGUCAUCCGUGCUGGCGCCGGUCAUAACUCACUCUCCGGUGGCUCCGGCAUAGUCAUCGCCCGACGUUCAGAUGGUACUUGGUCUCCUCCGUCUUCGUUCGUUGUAAGCAGUCUCGGUGCAGGAUUUGUCUUUGGUCUUGAUGUCUACGAUUGCGUUUGUGUUCUCAACACCCCAGAGCAAGUCGCCGCAUUCACCAAGCCUCGUCUUUCAUUCGGUGCAGAGGGAUCGGUCGCUCUAGGACCCAUCGGGACAGGUGGAAGCGUUGAGGCUGCUCUUAGCAAGACCGCUCGACCUAUGUGGAGUUACAUGAAGAGCCGCGGUUUGUGGAUGGGUGUUCAGAUCGACGGCACUAUCGUCGUGACUCGACGCGACGCCAAUGCUACUUUCUACAACGAACGUGGGAUUACAGCACAGAAGAUCCUAUGUGGCGACGUUGCUUGGCCAAUGGCUGCUAAGCCUCUCUUCGAAGUCCUCCAGGCUCUUGAGGGUCAAACUGAUUAUGACCAGACUGUUAUCCAAGAAGUUGGCCCGGCCCCUCCUCCUGGCGAUAGUAUCUUGUCUGAGAAGCAUGAGAGAUACACUGAUGAGCCCAAGGUGCAAGAGACCCAAGAGCAAACACCGCCUGAGAUUGCUUCUCGUGAUGUCAAGGAGGAGCUUCCAGAUUAUGAGGUUGUGAAGAAAGACGAGGAGGAGAAGGUUGUGGACGAUGAGAAGGCCAGGCUUGCUGCAUCAGGAUACUAG